Messenger RNA from Aspergillus lentulus, 1875 nucleotides. The record is from RefSeq and is a predicted model, not a curated record. Lineage: Eukaryota; Fungi; Ascomycota; Eurotiomycetes; Eurotiales; Aspergillaceae.
AUGUUGGCAUUGGACUCGUCACGUCAACAACGAACAUCAUACUUUCACAACGUCCCUAUGGACCCAGCAUUGGUCGAUCCGUUCGGAUUCCAAAUGGAUAACUUCGGCGGGUUUGGGCAGACUUCUGGUUCAACCAGCGCCCCAACAUCUUACUACGAAACGUCACCUGUUUAUGCUGAUUCGCAGCUUGAGCCCAAAACUUUCGGUUUCCCUCCCAUGCCUCCUACACCCCCAUCCCUUCCAGUACCCUAUUCUACAGAGCCUUAUAUGUCGGGCCUCUCCAGUGCAUCUGGACCCUCCAUCGCAAGCGCAUCAUCGUCGGCGAUCGGUUCGCCAUACUCCGCCGUCAUGGAUGAGUUCUUUCCCAAUGAGUUUAUGGGAAGCUCGUUAGAAGCGGAUCAUAUGUAUCAGAGGAAAGGCCCAGACGACUUUGUUGAUCCUUCCUUGAUACAGCCAGUACACCAAUAUCCAAACUAUUCAACUCCUACUAUCUCGUUUCCCGAACACUUGAGCUACUCUGCCAACUGUGGAUAUUACCCUCAGUCUCCCGACCCGUCUCACCUCACCGUUGCCGAGAACUACUCCGCAGAUCACCUUUCACAGACACGACUGGCAGUCUCUUCUCCUAUUUUGAACUCUCCCCCCCACUCACGUCCCGUUUCGAUCUAUGACCGGAGGUCGUCCGUUUCAUCCACCAAUUCCCGACCAUCUCAGCUGAGUCCAGCUGCGAGCGUCGCGGAUUUUGAUGAAGAGAGCAAGGACAAAGGACGCUGUCCACAUCCCGACUGCGGAAGAGUGUUCAAGGAUCUGAAGGCUCAUAUGCUCACGCAUCAAUCAGAACGACCGGAGAAGUGCCCCAUCGUUACCUGCGAAUACCACGUCAAGGGAUUCGCUCGUAAAUACGACAAGAACCGACAUACGCUCACCCAUUACAAGGGAACAAUGGUGUGCGGGUUCUGUCCAGGUUCUGGGUCACCUGCGGAGAAAAGCUUCAACAGAGCGGAUGUCUUCAAGCGUCACUUGACCUCGGUGCAUGGCGUUGAGCAAACACCACCCAACUGUCGCAAGAGGAGCCCCGGUGCAGCUUCUGGCAAGAAGGUUUCGGAUUAUUGCCAGGAUGCCACUGGCAAAUGCUCAACUUGCUCUGCCACCUUCAGCAACGCACAGGACUUUUACGAGCACCUUGACGAUUGUGUUCUCCGGGUUGUGCAACAAGUAGAGCCUAGCGAGGUUAUUAACCAGCAACGGCUGGCGGAAGUGGACUGUGAUGAGGAGGUCAAGAAGACCAUGGAGAAGCACAAGCUCCUCGAUACCGCCGGCAACGUCGACGGUGAGCCUGAGGAAGAAGACGACGAUUAUAACGAACUCAAUCUUCAGCUGCGAUCGAGUAAAGGUGCAUUCAAGUCAAACAAAGAGAAUGCGAGUGUAGGAUCUCGUCCCAUCUUGGGCAGCCACAACGCUGUUACCAAAAGUGGCAAGGCCCGUGCAACCAUUUCGAAAAGGCGAAACAACCGCGAUCGCUACCCUCCUUCCUGGGGCUGCCCCAGCAGCAGCAUGAAGACGAAGAAGCGCGUCUUGUGCGUCUUCGACGGCCAGCGCCGUCUGUGGAAAGAUGAAAUGAUGCUUGACAAUGAGUUCGAAGUACGGCUGAAGCUUCCCGGAGGAGCUGGUGACGGUACAAACCGGGAGGCAUAUAUAACUGACCUGGAUGUCGAAACUCUGAAACGUGCUGAAGGCGUGUUGAGCGCCAACGAGGAUGAAAGGGGCCCCUGGUUAGAGGGGCCGGCAACCCAUCUCAUGGGACAGCCGGCGACGAUGUUGCCUACACUUUCUCAUCCACUCGAAGAUGUCGAUAUCGAUGACUUGAUGUCCUGA